This is a messenger RNA of Physeter macrocephalus (sperm whale), 2324 nucleotides long. Its product is annotated as ubiquitin-protein ligase E3B. NCBI's taxonomy places the organism in Eukaryota, Metazoa, Chordata, Mammalia, Artiodactyla, Physeteridae. The coding region runs from base 297 to 2324 and encodes 675 amino acids. Gene Ontology annotation, biological process: protein polyubiquitination; ubiquitin-dependent protein catabolic process. The transcript has 18 exons. Gene Ontology annotation, molecular function: ubiquitin protein ligase activity; protein binding. The record is from RefSeq and is a predicted model, not a curated record.
CAAUUUACAGAUAAGGAAACUGAGGCCUAGAGUGGAUAAGUAACUUGGCCAAAUAAGGUAGAACCACAACUAGAGAGAACCAAGGGCUACUUUGAUCCAAGGCUUUCUCUGCUACACACAGCCUUUUCUACAUAGCCUUUUCUUUGAUUCUCCGGGGCAUUUAGCAGAAAAACACAAGCUCCUCUGAAGUGAGAAGAUGUCCUCAGCUGUGAGCCCUGUGCAAAAUCACUAAUGACUGAUUACCUGACAUUUCUGCGUCACCAGCAGGUCCUCAGGGUUUGUGCAAGUUUGCAAACAUGUUCACUGUUUCUCAGACCUCGAGAGCUUGGUUCAUUGAUAGAGCUCGUCAGGCUCGAGAGGAAAGGCUGGUGCAGAAGGAGCGGGAGAGGGCAGCUGUGGAGAUUCAGGCCCACGUACGGAGUUUUCUCUGUCGGCGUCGACUGCAAAGAGAAAUCAGGAGAGAGAUUGAUGAGUUUUUUAAAGCAGAUGACUCUGGGUCCAGUAAAAGAAGUGCACUUUGUAUUUUUAAGACUGCCAGGAAACUGCUGUUCUUGUUCAGAAUUAAAGAGGAUGAUGAGAGAUUUGAGAAGUUGUGUCGCUGCAUCCUGAGCAGCAUGGAUGUUGAGAAUGAACCGAAGGUAUGGUACGUGUCCCUGGCUCUUUCCAAGGAUCUCACCCUCCUGUGGAUUAAACAGAUCAAAGACGUUCUGUGGUAUUGCUGUGAGUUUCUUGAGCAGCUCAAGCCUGAAAUUUUACAAGACUCCAAACUCAUCACACUGUACCUCACGAUGCUUAUCAGCUUUACAGACACUUCAACAUGGAAAAUUCUCCGGGGAAAAGGUGAGAGUCUUCGACCAGCCAUGAACCACAUUUGUGCAAAUAUAAUGGGCCAUCUCAACCAGCAUGGAUUUUAUUCUGUGCUGCAGGUAUUGUUAACCCGUGGCCUGGCGAGACCCCGGCCUUGUCUGUCCAAAGGCACUUUAACAGCAGCCUUUUCCCUAGCAAUGCGCCCUGUGAUUGCUGCACAAUUUUCAGACAAUCUGAUCCGGCCGUUGCUCAUUCACAUUGUGUCCGUGCCCGCUCUCGUGACUCAUCUCAGCACAGUGACCCCCGAGCGCCUCGCUAUUUUAGAAUCUCAUGACAUGCUCCGUAAAUUCAUCACAUUUUUAAGAGACGAAGAUCGAUGCCGUGAUGUAUGUGAAAGUUUAGAAGGAUGCCAUACACUUUGUCUCAUGGGCAACCUCCUGCACUUGGGCUCCCUCAGCCCCAGGGUGUUAGAGGAGGAGACAGAUGGGUUUGUGAGUUUGCUCACCCAAAUGCUCUGCUACUGUCAGAAGUACGUGUCCCAGAAGAAAUCCAACCUGACCCACUGGCACCCUGUCCUUGGCUGGUUCUCCCAAUCCGUGGACUAUGGCCUUAACGAGUCCAUGCCCUUGGUCACCAGACAGCUGCAGUUCCUGUGGGGGGUGCCUCUGAUCCGGAUCUUCUUCAGUGACAUCCUGAGCAAGAAGCUGCUGGAGAACCAGGAGCCGGUCCACGCGCCGCCAGCAUCCCCACAGAAUGUGCUUCCCGUGAAGACUCUCCUGAAGCGUGCAUUUCAGAAGUCGGCGUCAGUUCGGAAUAUCCUCAGGCCUGUUGGGGGUAAACGUGUUGAUUCUGCGGAGGUACAGAAGGUUUGCAACGUCUGCGUCCUCUACCAGACCUCGCUGACGACUCUCACCCAGAUCCGGCUGCAGAUACUCACAGGUCUCACUUACCUUGAUGACCUGCUGCCCAAACUUUGGGCGUUUAUCUGUGAACUGGGGCCCCACGGAGGGUUAAAGCUCUUCUUGGAAUGCCUCAACAAUGACACUGAAGAGUCUAAGCAGCUCUUGGCCAUGCUGAUGCUGUUCUGUGACUGUUCCCGCCACCUCAUCACGAUCCUUGAUGACAUUGAAGUUUAUGAAGAACAGAUUUCAUUCAAACUAGAAGAACUGGUCACCAUCUCCGCUUUUCUGAAUUCCUUUGUGUUUAAGAUGAUCUGGGAUGGAAUCGUAGAGAAUGCCAAGGGCGAGACCUUGGAGCUGUUCCAGUCCGUCCACGGGUGGCUGAUGGUGCUCUAUGAGCGGGACUGCCGGCGGCGCUUCGCACCCGAGGACCACUGGCUGCGAAAGGAUCUCAAACCUAGCGUGCUCUUCCAAGAACUUGACAAGGACAGAAAACGGGCUCAGCUGAUCCUGCAGUACAUCCCGCACGUCAUUCCUCACAAAAACGUGAGUUGCACUCAGAGCUGGGGUCCUCCCACCAAGUUCCUGACUGUCCAUUUUUGUUAUAGCGAUUAUUAG